Messenger RNA from Eupeodes corollae, 1305 nucleotides. Its product is annotated as protein-L-histidine N-pros-methyltransferase. NCBI's taxonomy places the organism in Eukaryota, Metazoa, Arthropoda, Insecta, Diptera, Syrphidae. Bases 163 to 1098 code for a protein of 311 amino acids. The record is from RefSeq and is a predicted model, not a curated record. The transcript is spliced from 4 exons. Gene Ontology annotation, molecular function: protein-L-histidine N-pros-methyltransferase activity.
CAUAUAUAUUUAAUAGAGUGGUAAAUACAGAAACAGAAUUCAGAAGAAGAAAACGAAAAGGGGCGAUUGCUUAUUUUAUUCUUAAGAAUUAUAUUUGUUUGAAUAAGAAAAUAUAAAAAUAACAAUGUUUGGUGUGUUUUAGUUAAUCUUUAAUCAAAAAUUAUGAAUAUCCAUCGACCGCGUGGAACUUUAGCUAGAGCUAUAUUUGAAAAGGUACACAAUGAUCAGUAUCUUGAUGAAUUUGAUACCCGAUUGUGGUACCGAUUAGUACAUAAACUACCAGAUAACUUUCAAUCAAAAUUCGUGCCUCUUGAUCAACCAGAUGAUAUUACAGUUGAUUGGCUGGAAAAGGCUAAGGAACUGUCUGCUAACAUUUGGAUACAACUAUGGCACACUUUAGCCAGAACAAUUUUACAAUUUUUUAUGACACAGACUGAUAUUAAUGGAUUUCUGAAGCGUGGUUCAAUGUUUAUUUUAUCAGAUAACCAGUUCGCAAAACUAUUGAAAGCUGGAAACUUUGAUGUUCAUAGUUUUAUUACGAACGGACAUCAGACGGUUGAUAUCUUGGACAUAGGAGCAGGUGAUGGAGAGAUUUCAGUACGAUUAAUUGAUUCUGUGAUAAAACUAAAAAAAGAUGCCAAAGUACGAGUAUACGCAACAGAAACUAGUUGGACCAUGCGUGAACGACUGGAAAAGAGAAAUUUUACAAUCAUCGAUAAAAUAAGUAAUAUUCAAAAUGUCCCCCUCGUUGCUUGCUUAAACGUAUUGGAUAGAUGCAUAGACCCAUAUGAACUACUACAAGACAUCUACAAUGUUUUGGCUCCAAAUGGACGAGUAAUAAUAGCCCUUGUAUUGCCAUAUGUCCACUAUGUGGAAUUCAAUACUUCGCAUUUGCCAAUACGACCACUCAUGGCACAUUGGCCAGAUAAAGCUAAACAGUUCUCUUUUGAAGCCGAAGCGAUUAUAUUUUUUGAAAUGCUAGAGAAUUUUGGCUUCAAAGUAGAAUCGUGGACAAAAGCACCAUACCUGUGUGAAGGCGAUCUAAGGCAAUCUUUUUAUUGGUUAAUCGAUCUCGUUGUUGUUCUAUCAAAAAAAUAACUUUGUGGUGAACUUCUAGAUAUCUUCUACCUCUUUAUUUUUUAUUUUUUUCUGGUUUGUAAUUUUGUCUGACUGCAUAUUUAUUUUUAAAUAAAAUCCUAAACAAAUUAAGGCUCAAAUUUAAGUAGCAUUUAUUAAGAAUAAAAAAAUGUGUUACAUUUUAAAUUUAAUAAAUUCAUUAAAUAAAAUAUGUUUAUUAAAAAGGAA